UGCCAGAGAUAAACAAACCAGGGCAACCGAAACUGAAGCUAAAGUAUGAAUCAGCUGCUGCUGCUCCGUGUUCAAUAUACAGCAACUAAAUAGAAGACACACAGUACACGCUUUUAAGUGUUUUUCUUCCUUAUUCAAAAUAAUCUGCAUUUAUAGGAGCAUGUAACGUUAGCAUCUGGCUAAAUAUCGACCAUUCAUACAUGAUAUUCAUGCAUACAUGAAUAGCGACAUGAUACAUUUAUGAUCAUAUGACCGUAAUCUUAUUGCGUGCUUUUUAGACUUACUUUAUUUAGCAUUUGAAACAUAUUGCACUGUGAAUUAUGUGCAGAAACAGAUAGAAAGUCCAUAACUAAAAUAUAUAGCCGCCUAAUAUUCUGUAGUAUUUAUAAUGACAACACGGAAAAGAAAGAACUCGUUGUUACCUCAAUCCGAAUCUGCCAGCGAUCAGACUGAUGCUGAACCUCUUAAGAGACUCAAUCAGUGUCAGUUUGACACGAACUCUGUGCCUCAGCAUCUCAGCCCUUAUUUCUCAAUGCGAGAGUCCAUCAGACUGACUUACAGCUUCUUCAAUCAGCCUUGCAUUGAUCUGGCAAAGGCCUUUCUCGGAAAGGUGUUGGUGAGGAAGCUAACGGAUGGCACUGAGCUCAGAGGAAGGGUUGUGGAAACCGAAGCAUAUUUGGGUGGGGAGGACAAGGCGUCCCACUCAGCAGGAGGAAAACGCACGGAGAGAAACACUGCCAUGUUCAUGAAGCCUGGGACCAUCUACGUCUAUCCCAUCUAUGGCAUCUACCUCUGCAUGAACGUCUCCAGCCAAGGGGAGGGGGCGGCGGUGCUUUUGCGCUCGCUGGAGCCUCUGAGCGGUCAGGACGUCAUGAGGGGCCUGCGAGCAGCCAAACGCAAGGCGGGAGCCAAAAUCCUUAAGGAAAAAGAGCUCUGCAAUGGCCCAUCCAAGCUGUGUCAAGCACUAGAUAUACAGCGCUGCUUCGACCGCAGGGAUCUGGCCACUGACACCGAGGUGUGGCUUGAGAGGGACCCAGAACGAGAGAUUGAUUGCGCUGGAGAGGUGGUGUCAGCGCCCCGGAUAGGAGUCGAGUCUCAUGGCGAAUGGGCAACCAAACCGCUUCGCUUCUACUUGAGAGGACACCCAUGUGUGAGUGUGCUAAACAGAGAUGCAGAGCGCCAGACGCAAUCCUCCACUGAUCUUCGUAACACUGAGAUGGAAAGGACAGUCUGAGGGAAUGUUGUUUAGUGAUGAAAUCACUCUCUUAAAGGUUCGUUUGCUCAAAAAUGAAUCUUUACUCAAUAUCAAGUCGCUCUAAAUCUGUGUGGUUUUUGUUAUUCUGUUGAACACCAAAGGAGAUGUUUAGCAGAAUGUCCAAGCUGCUCUUAUAUAAUUCAAUAAAUAAUUUCAUAAAA
Messenger RNA from Onychostoma macrolepis, 1416 nucleotides. RefSeq names its product N-methylpurine DNA glycosylase (gene mpg). The record is from RefSeq and is a predicted model, not a curated record. Gene Ontology annotation, molecular function: alkylbase DNA N-glycosylase activity; DNA binding. The transcript has 3 exons. Bases 389 to 1234 code for a protein of 281 amino acids. Gene Ontology annotation, biological process: base-excision repair. NCBI's taxonomy places the organism in Eukaryota, Metazoa, Chordata, Actinopteri, Cypriniformes, Cyprinidae.